AUGAGAAGAGAGUGCACCUACGUGGCGAUGGGGUUCAUGGACCAGACGGGGAAGGUGUCGGCCGACACCAUCAUCGGAUUCCUCGGGGACGGCCUCUCGAGCCAGGACGAGGAGGGUCACGAGGGCUGGAAUCGAUCGAAGAUGAACGCAGUGGACGACUAUCGACAGACCGUGCUGACAAAACCGCUGACUGCCGAUGACGGAUCGAUUCCACGACAGAAACCACGGAAGACCCCAGACGAGGAGGUUGCCGAGAACGGGUUACAGCCAAUGUAUCCAAGCCAAUCGAUCACAAAUGACCCAACUUUAUGGUCUCCUCCCCGGUAUAAAAACCCCCGUCUUCAGUUCGAGGGGAGGCAGUCAGUCGCUUGCACGACUCAGGCAGCUAGAGCAAGAAGCUCUCUCUCUAAGCUUUUGAGCCUGCCAGAGUCUGCGACCGGACGACUCCUCCAGACCUCGGUUGACCCGAUUCCAUUCGUGGAUCCACCCAUAAAGGAAGUGGAACGGCUCAGAAGGCGCUGCUCCAUCUGCGAGUAA
Molecule: messenger RNA, 537 nt
Organism: Darwinula stevensoni
Lineage: Eukaryota; Metazoa; Arthropoda; Ostracoda; Podocopida; Darwinulidae
Source: the annotation of a GenBank genome assembly